CAGAGCUUGGGGGGAGGCUUAGGGUACAGGAUGUCAGCUUGGGGGAGGCUUUAGGCACAGGAUGUCAGAAGUGGGAGGCCAGAGCUUGGGGGAGUGACAGGGUACUGGGUGCCAGAGCUGGAGGGCCUCAUCGCACAAAAUGCUAGGGGGGGUGUCAGAGCCCAGAAUGUCAGCGAUGGGAGGGUCAGAGUUGGGGGUCUUUGAGAACAGGCUGGCAGAGCUUGGAGUUGUAGAGCGCAGGUUGUUAGUUUGGGGGAGCCAUAGAGUGUAAGGUGGCACAGCUGGAGAGUCUCAGAGCACAGAAUGUCAAAAGUGGGGGGUCACAUGGGGGGCUCUUUGAGAACAGGAUGCCAGAGCGUGUGGGAGUCUUAGGGUACAGGAUGGCCGAGCUGGGGGGAGCUGGAGGGUCUCAGAGCACAGGCUGUCAGCAGUGGUGGGGGAGGGUCUUUGAGAACUGGAUGUCAGAAUUCCUGUUGUGACUGGAAGGGAUGGAUGUUGUUGGAUGGAGCUAAUCCAUCUCAUGCCUGUAUCCAAACAGGAAUCCCGUCUGGAGCAUCCCUAAAGCAGUCAUGAAGCCGGAACCCAAACCUGGCGAUCUGAUUGAGAUUUUCCGAAUGUGCUACAGUCAUUGGGCCAUUUAUGUGGGUGAUGGUUAUGUUGUCCACCUGGCACCUCCAAGUGAAUAUGCUGGGGCUGGGGCUUCCAGCAUCAUGUCAGCCCUGACGGACAAAGCCAGGGUAAAGAAGGAGCUGCUCCGUUCGGUGGUUGGGAAAGACAAGUAUCAGGUGAAUAACAAGCAUGACAACAAGUACCAACCGCUGCCGGUCAACAAGAUUGUCCAACGGGCUUUGGAGGAGGUGGGGAAGGAGGUACUUUAUAAGCUGACCAGCGAGAACUGUGAGCACUUUGUGAAUGACCUGAGAUACGGAAUCCAUCGCAGUGAUCAGGUCAGAGAUAUCUGCAUUGGAGCUGGGAUAGCUGGCGGUUUGGCUCUUGCUGGCCUCUUUGGUGUGUUGGUUUCAAGAAACAGACGGCAAAACCAAUGAGAUGGCCAUCCGAGUUAUGGAAGCUUAGCUGCGCCACAGGUUAUAUUGUGCAACAUGGCGUUCAGUGCCUUAAUGCUUUUAAUAAAGUAAGAUGGUUUUAUUAAAAAAAUUCACUGGGAAAGGCCCAUGAUAAGUCUGCCGCAAGCUCUCCCUCCUGGGUUAGAUAGAAAAUGGAACUAACAUAAACCUUUCCUGGUUUAGUGGCAGCCCAUUCUCUCCUUUGCCAUCCUUGGAGGAAAAGAAUCACAGCUGGCCCCAGUCUGCCCCUAGUGCGGAGCUGGAAGGGUCCUUAGUGCGCUAUCCUCUAGCCCCAGCCCCUCAUUUAAGAGAGGAGGGGACAGAGAAGUUGUGACUCUCCCAAGGUCAAACAGGGGGAAAGGCGCAGAACUGCAAUUCCAAUUGGGGUCUUCCGGUACCAAAUCCAGCAUUCUUUUCCCAAUGCUCAAUUGCCUCUGUGUGUGCUAGGAGACAGAACAAUGUUCUGAUUCCUUUAUUGCCUUGAGGACCAGAAUUCCCUGCUUCCCACAGUGAUUUCUAAAACAAUCGACCCCUAGAAAGAAACACGUCACCUCCAAAUACGCACUAUAUAAAAGAAUGCAUGCAAACUAAAAAUAAAUGGGAAUAAAUCUGCCUUUAGAGAAUUGACAGGAGGGGCAGGGAGGGAGGGAAGAUAAAGCCAAUAUUGUGCUUUUCUUUCCCAUUAAUGAGAGGAUGGGACAAUACCCUUGUAGGUGGCAGGGGUCUGGAAUUUCUCUCUAGCCACAUCCAUUGGCCAUGGCCAGGUGAGAACUCCCCAUAAGCCUCUAUGGCUAGCUACUGAGAAUGGACGGAGGGAAAGUGCAUCCGGAGGAUUUCUGAGGAGAGGCAUAGCAGUGUCUCUCUCUUCCCCGACCAGAUUUCCUUUAGCUUUCCCAUGGCCUUUGGGCUUGGGUGAAGACAGUAAAGAUCCCUUAUUUUCAUUCCCACAUGAUUGGAAGAGUGUCAGGGAAGGGCUCCAGCAUAGCUAAAGACCAACCUGGCUGAAUGAAAUUCACCCUCAGAGGCUGACUGCUUUAGGUUAAAACAUACCAGGUUCAGGAAUUCUCCCCUUUCCUCCCCCCGAAAUUGUGAAGCUUUGGGUAAUACUUAUUUUGUGAACUUGUUCCCAUCCUUGUCUAAGAUUUGGUCUGGCCAAUCUGCCCUUGCUGAUCUGAGGAAAUGGAGUACAGUCUAGGAAAGUUUGGGUGGUGCCUAGCAGGCAGGUAAGAAGAGGAGCUCUGAGGCAUGGGGUGCUGCUAGGAAAAGCUGCCUUGGAUUCCAGGGGAGUGCAGAAAAAUGGGCCUGGGGCAGACAGAGAGAAAAACCAGCCAACUCUCUGAUGCUAUGUGAAGUGAGAAUCCAUUUGGUUUGAGAGAAGUCACCAAUUCCCAUCCAUAGAACAGUUAUUCUAUUUGAUGGUAGUUUCUGCCUUUCAAAGGGCAGCUAUUGGGGUAUUUGAAAAUUGUGGGAGCCAGAUCUAGAGUUGGGAGAGUAGGCUUUGUCAUGAUUAUAUGGCCUUGGGCAAGUCAUUUCCCCUCCUAUGUCUCAAUUUCCUCCUCUUUCAUUUGAGAAUACAAGUGCCUUCUUCCCAGCAAUAACUUAAGGCUGAUAUGAAAUGUGUGUGAAGAUGCUUUGAAAACUAUAAAAUGCUCUUAAUUUUUCAUAAUAAAACUUUAUCUUACUUCUCAAAA
Molecule: messenger RNA, 2755 nt
Organism: Monodelphis domestica (gray short-tailed opossum)
Lineage: Eukaryota; Metazoa; Chordata; Mammalia; Didelphimorphia; Didelphidae
Product: phospholipase A and acyltransferase 3-like
Biological process (GO): N-acylphosphatidylethanolamine metabolic process
Cellular component (GO): cytoplasm
Molecular function (GO): glycerophospholipid phospholipase A1 activity; A2-type glycerophospholipase activity
Source: RefSeq, a predicted model, not a curated record